Molecule: messenger RNA, 1979 nt
Organism: Periophthalmus magnuspinnatus
Lineage: Eukaryota; Metazoa; Chordata; Actinopteri; Gobiiformes; Gobiidae
Gene: grpel1
Product: GrpE-like 1, mitochondrial
Exons: 4
Coding region: 66-695 (209 amino acids)
Biological process (GO): protein import into mitochondrial matrix; protein folding
Cellular component (GO): PAM complex, Tim23 associated import motor
Molecular function (GO): protein homodimerization activity; adenyl-nucleotide exchange factor activity; protein-folding chaperone binding
Source: RefSeq, a predicted model, not a curated record
UCAAGGUAGUGUGCUCCGUCGGCGUGCACCUCAAGGAGCUUUUUUGCCUGUUAUUAAUAGAAGAGAUGGCGAGCUGGUGUGUUCGUGCAGUUAGACAAAGCUACUCUCUCGUAACCUCACCAGCGUUUGCACGAGCGUCACCACGGUUAUUAUGCACCGCAACUCAGCAGAAGAGCGGAGAAGAGGAGGCGGCGGCAUCAGAGCAGAGUACAGCUGACAAGGCUCUGCUGGAGGAGAAGACCAAAUUGGAGGAACAACUUAAAGACAUGACUGAGAAAUACAAGCGGGCAUUAGCAGACACAGAGAACCUCAGGAGGAGGAGUCAGAAGAUGACAGAAGAUGCUAAAUUAUAUGGUAUCCAGGGUUUCUGUAAGGACCUACUAGAGGUGGCAGACAUUUUAGAAAAGGCCACCGAGAGUGUGCCCAAGGAGGAGGUGACUGCCCAGAACCCCCACCUGAAGAACCUGUAUGACGGCUUGGUGAUGACCGAAGUCCAGAUCCAGAAGGUCUUCACCAAACAUGGCCUGGUCAAGCUCAACCCUGACGGACUCAAGUUUGACCCCUAUGAGCAUGAGGCCCUGUUCCACACACCGGUGGAGGGGAAGGAGCCAGGCACUGUCGCCGUGGUUACUAAAGUGGGCUACAAGCUACAUGGACGCACCCUCCGGCCAGCGCUAGUGGGCGUGGCCAAGUAGUGUGAAUAUGUGUGUGAAUGGAGCUCAGAUGUGGGCAAGUUAAAGUUUUUCUGGUGGAGAAAAGCUCCACUUGUCUCGAUGGAGAUGUUAAUGUUUUGGAAUGUUCUAGAGUUUGGCAUUAUACAGUUCUGUCUUUGUCAAUUACAGGCGUAUCAGUGUUUCUGUGGCUAAAAAUACUUUGACUCGGGGGUCGCCUCUCAACAGAUCUGACCUAUAACUGGCUUCGCCUGAUUCUCUUUAUGGAAAUAUGGUACAUAAGCUUAAUGCCGUUCUGCAGAGCAUUCCAUUCAACACACUAUUACAGACAAAAACUUACAUAAUGUGCCAUUUAAGUUCAUUCAUUUUUUUCCAAUACUUUUUUAUGCAUAUUGAAAGUUUAAAGAUUGAUAGUUGUUUAUCAGCUCUGGGGUAAUUUAUAAUCAUUAAUAAAAAUGAAUAAUGCACUUAUACCUAGUUUGCUUUUAAUUCUCAGAUACAUAUUUUGAUUUAAAUGGUAUUAUAACAAGAGCUGCACAGUAUGCCAAAAUGUAUUAGAAAUUACAUUCAUCAAAUCACAAUUUCUUAGAUGAUUCAAACAAAAUAUCCUGUUUUUAAAUAUGAAAAUCUUGUACCUGUGGCUUAGACUUCUAUAAACUGGGCUCUGUACUGUUCAAUAAUCUUACCAGUACCUAAAAACAAUACCUAGUUUACAAUACAAAAAACUGAAGUGCUUAAUUUCAUUCAGGAACUUUUGUCAUACACGCAUGACAACGUGCUUUCAAAAGAAAAAAUCUUCAUUUAUAAUAUUUGCUGUUAUACUGGAUAUUAAUACUGUGUUUAUUUUCUGCAAUUUAUUAUUUGUGAUACAGCAGAGCCAGUCACACUCUUCGGUAACCCCAUAUCUGAUUAACCUUUAACUUCACUUUAAACUUUAAUAUAUACUUUGCAUCUUUUCUAAAGUAUUGAAAAAAAUGAAUGGGAAUGUUUGAGCUCUUUAAAUGGGACGUUUGCAUUUCCUCCGUGGAUAACAGAGGCUACAGUGGACUGGAAACUGCCCCCUGUAACCCUAAGGUGCCUCAAGGGAAGUCAACUGAACUCUGGACACUAUUCAACCCGUUUUAGAAAAUUUGAUUUAUAAAUUGUUUGAAAAUAACAGAAAUCAUAUUUGUUUUAAACUAUCAUUCCAGCCCACAUCAUCCAGGCCUAAAUUCUUUUGUUUUGAAAGUGUAAAAAUGUAUUAUAUGAAGGCAACCAAGUGCUUAAGAAAUAAAAUGAUACAUUUAAUAACAAGCAUUACUCUGUCAA